AUGACUUCUCGUGAUAUCCAAAAAGAUAUUGUGACUGUGUGUAAGAUUGAAACAGGUAAGACUAUAAUAGAGGAUAUAAAUAGUGACUACUUUGCUUUAUUGGUUGAUGAAUCUAGAGACGUGUCACACAAAGAGCAAAUGGUUAUUUGUCUAAGAUAUGUUGACAAAAUGGGGUUUGUGAUGGAGGCAUUUAUUGGACUUGUUCACAUUAAAGAUACUAGUGCUUUAUCUCUAAAGAAAGCAAUUGUAGAUGUACUUGCUCACCAUUUUUUGAUUUUAUCUAAUGUACGUGGGCAAUGUUACGAUGGGGCAAGUAAUAUGCAAGGUGAGCUAGGUGGUCUUAAAACAUUGAUUGGACAAGAAAGUAGAACGGCUCAUUCUGUUCAUUGUUUUGCUCAUCAACUUCAAUUGACUCUUGUUGCGGUUUCUAAAAAGUGUGUUCAACAUCUCCAAAUGGCAUUGGAAAUGGGUGAACUAGAAACUGGUAGAGGGUUGAAUAAAAAACUUGGUCUUGUUAAAGCCGGUGAUACUCGUUGGGGAUCUCACUACAAGUCAUUUGAAAACUUUAUUAGUAGCUUUGACUCUAUUAUUGAUGUUCUUGAUACUCUUGUUGAAAAUGCAAGUACUUUGGAAGAAAGAGCAAGCACAUCGGGAUUUCUCAGAAGUUGUCAAACGUUUGAGACUAUUUUCUUGUUGCAUUUGAUGACAAAUGUUUUAGAAAUCACAAAUGAUCUUAAUGUUUCAUUACAGAAAAAGGAGCAAGACAUUGCAAAUGCCAUGAUUCUUGUAAAGGUAGCAAAGAGAAGGAGAUCACGACGUAAAAUAGUUAUUUGUACUACUUUGCAUCAUUAUCGUGUGGAUGUGUUUUAUAAAUUCAUUGAUUGGAAACUACAAGAACUUAAUGAUCGUUUCAAUGAGGUGACAAGUGAUUUGCCUAAUGGAGUAUCUUGCUUGACUCCAAUUGAUUCAUUUUCUAGUUUUGACAUAAAGAAGAUAAUGAGAAUGGCUGAAUUAUAUCCUGAUGAUUUUGAUGGGUCCAACAUGAGAGCUCUUGAGAUUCAACUUGUUAAUUACAUUAUUGAUGUUUGUGAUAUUGAUGAAAGGUUCUCCGAUUUGGGUGGACUUGGAGAACUUUCAAGAAAGUUGGUUGAGACAAAGAAGCAUUUAACCUAUUCUCUCGUAUUUCUUUUAGUGAAGUUUGCUUUGCUUCUACCUAUUGCCACUGCUACAGUUGAAAGAGCUUUUUCGGCAAUGAAGAUUAUCAAGAAUGACUGGCGAAAUCGAAUGGAUGAUGAAUUCUUAGAUGGUUGCAUAGUGCCUUAUGUAGAGAAAAAAGUAUUUAAAGAUGUUUCUAAUGAGUGUAUUAUGAAAACAUUUCAAGAGAUGAAGUGUCGUCGAGUGCAAUUGUAG
Molecule: messenger RNA, 1410 nt
Organism: Solanum verrucosum
Lineage: Eukaryota; Viridiplantae; Streptophyta; Magnoliopsida; Solanales; Solanaceae
Exons: 3
Coding region: 1-1410 (469 amino acids)
Source: RefSeq, a predicted model, not a curated record